CUCGACGGGGUUUGGAAGUACUGUGCUUGAAUCGAUUUGAGCAAGUUUACCUUGACGGAGUUUGGAAAUACUGUGUGUGAAUUGAAUCUUGUGUAGUAAAAUUUGAAGUGAGAAGAGCAAGUUUUAAGUUUACGUUCACGGGGUUUGGAAUUACUGUGCUUGUAUUGAUUUGAGCAAGUUUAGCUCGACGGGGUUUGGAAUUACUGUGUUUGAACUGAUUUGAGCAAGUUUUACCUUGACGGGGUUUGGAAUUACUGCAUUUGAAGUGUGAAGAGCAAGUUUAAAUUAUUGGGGUUUUGGAUUGAUUUCGAGUGUGAGGAUUAAAUGGAAGUAAAUUGAAGCUGGAAAGGAAUGUGGGGACAUGGUGUAUGGACGGGAGUAUAAUUGCUGGUUCGUUCCGUUAGUGGAGCACUUAAUUGGAGAGUAUAAUUGUGCAUUUUUAUCUCGAAGUAGAAGUGUGUGCAAUGUCUCGCUGCCAUAAGUUUCCACCACCAGGAUAUGAAAAGAAGCCUAGACCGGAAGAGGGUGACUUAUUAAAAGAGGAGAAGAGCAAGGAGAAAAAGCAUAAAAAGGAAAAGAAAGACAAGGAGAAGAGAGAAGGUAAAGAAAAAAGGGAUAAAGACAGAAGUGAUGGGAAACACAGAGAAAAGAAAGAGAAAAAGGAUAAACACAGGGACAAGAAGGAAAAGCACAGGGACAAAAAGAAGGACAAGGACAAGGACAAAGAGAAAAGCAGCAUCUCUGAGGAGGCAAGAGUUGCCGUUCCACCCGGGGCUUCUAGUGGAGGGAAGCUUCACGAGAGAGAUGAACAUAAAGAUAGACACAUUAGCUCAGAAAAAGAGAGAGAUGAACAUAAAGAUAGACACAUUAGCACAGAGAAAGCCAAACUCCCCAAUCAGUUUCAUGUCCAGCAUGGAGAGCAGAAGCCCUUUAAGACCCGCCACUCUGCUGUUGAGACAGAGGACUCAAAAUUUGUGCAGGAGUUGGGCAGGAGGAUCAGAGAUGAAGAGAAGGGUGCGCAAAGUCAGUUGGCGGAGAGAUUUCCAGUUGAGUGGAAAAGAGAUGAAAAGCCAGAAAGGGUGGGCAAAGUUUUUGGAAAUUCGGCUGAAGACAAGGAAAAGAACAAGGAGAAAGGAUUUGAUAACCAUAAGAUGGAUGCGCAAGCAUUCACGGGUGAACAUAAAGUUGGAGCUAAUGCGAUACCUCCCGGCCUUUCUACAAUGGCAAAAAGCAAUUUUGAAGGAAUUCCCCGACCGUUGGAAGAAAAUGUUGGGAAGAAGAGAGAGGAAAAACAGAAACAUAAAGAAAGACGCGAUGGCAAACCAAGAGAGAAAAAUAAGGAUAAAGACAGGGAAAAGCACAGUCAUGGAAAGCAGAAAGACAAGGAAAAAGAGAAGAAAAAGGAAGAGAAGGCGAAGGAUAAAAGUGGAUUCAAGAAAAGCCAGGAGGAUAAAUCAAAAGACAACAAUAAGAAUGAUUUUGUUGUUCUUAGUAACAAUAAACUUCCACCUGUAUCCAAAGAAAACAUUGCUGGUACGGUCACCGAGGGAAUUGACAGAAAGAGAAAGAAUGUUGAAACUAAUGGUUUCCUGCAUGAGAGUGAAGUCAGGCCUGCUAAAUUGCUGCGGCCCUCAUCCUCUCAGCAGCCAACACAGAAUGGAAAGAAAUUGGACACUCACCCAAAAGCAGACUUAUUUUCCUCUAUUAAACAGGGAGUUGCUACUGAUACUAGAGUGGAAAACAAGGAGCAGAAGGUGAAUGGUAGUCUAGAAGGUCAGCCGUUGUUCAGCGUCAAGGCAAAGGCUCCAUCCCCGAUUCCUGGUGCUGAUCAGAUUGCUGAAGCAUCUAAAAAACCACUGUUCAGUGUUAAGGCAAAGGCGUCUUCCGUGAUUCCUGGUGCUGAUCAGAUUGCUGAAGCAUCUAAAAGACCUCCACAUCCCGAUUCCAAGUAUUUAAGCCAGAUACUCACAAUUCCUAAAAUGGACGAUUGGUCUGGAUUUGAUGACCAGGAAUGGUUGUCGGGAAGCAAAAGAACUCCGGCUAAGGAUGCUGAAAUGUGUCCAGAUGAAGUCAAUAAGGAACAUUGUGUAUGGUCUGAAGCUUUGCAAAUAGACUCUGCUGAUAUUUGUGCUCUGCCAUAUGUUAUACCUUAUUGAAUGCUGUUAACAUGAUCUGACGUGAUGAUUUCCAAGGACGAAGCUCUUUCACUGUUGCAGCAUCGAGCAUCUGGCUUCCAACGGCCCAUAGUCAGUUUUUGGUCAGAUUCUUUCUCACCCCUCUUAGCUCUGGUGGCUAUGCUGGUGGCAGUUUGUUCUGGAGUCGAUUCAAGAUCUCGAUCAGGGUUUCCUCCGAAACCUAUAUGAGUUCCAUUGGACUCAUAAAUGAUACAUUGGAAGAUCUUUGUUGGGCGUUCCUGUAACAAUAGGUUGAUUGUUUUGCUCCAUAUCUUCCCAAAGGAAAAAGGAUCUUUAAGAGUUAUCAAUCACCACGGCUGUACCUUGCGGUAGCUUAAACGGAGGGGCGAUGGAAACGGGACAAGUGUGUCUAGGAAGAUGCAUAAGCUUGUGCAAGUUUAUUCUAUUUGCUUAAAAGCUUGGGAUGCUCUUUCCAAUUGAGUGUAAAAGAACUAGCUUUUGUGGUCUUUACAAAUCCACAAUUUUGAUUUGUAACAUAGUAUUACUAUAGUUGUAAGAUAGAAGGGGAUAAAAAGGACAAACAAAAGGGAAGAAAAAAAGUAGUAGUUGCAUUCAUUUGAUUCACUGAGGUACAAGGUUUAGCUUAUAAUCGAUUUCCAUUUUUUGGAAAUGCCACAUAUAACAUGAGGUUUCAAAGUUAAUUGCGACGAAAAUUAAGGGAUGUACAUUGGAAGUAGACCCUUUCUUGUUUAGGGGUUUUCUUUGAAGUUUCUAAAAGCAGUUCAUGAAACACACUUUUCUUGGUUAUGAGAUCUCUAUAAAUAGUUUCAAUUGAAUGUAUA
Molecule: messenger RNA, 2977 nt
Organism: Lycium ferocissimum
Lineage: Eukaryota; Viridiplantae; Streptophyta; Magnoliopsida; Solanales; Solanaceae
Exons: 3
Coding region: 465-2156 (563 amino acids)
Source: RefSeq, a predicted model, not a curated record